AUGGAAGCAGUCGGCGGGGCCGCUGCCAUCUUGCAGCUGAUCGAUGUGGCACUCAAGACCACCAUCCAAGUAUACAAGAUCUACGCAGAUUUCAGAGAUGCCAAAGACACCCAUAAAAGAUUGGCGAGGGAGAUGCGCGACCUCGUUCGCGUCCUUCAGCAGCUACUGGAUGUAGUCCUAGACAGCGAUCCCGAUAAACCGAAAUCUGGACAUGCAGAAGCUCUGCGGGAGAUGUUGGAAGGAGAAGACAGCAUUGUGGCGUGUUGCCAAAAGGAUGUUAUCGAAGUCUCCAAUCUCCUAGGAGAGAUCCCGUCAGCGUCAUGGCCAAUACGGAAGAGGAAGAUUGACCGAAUUCUCUCCAAUAUUGCAUCAACUCGGGCACAACUUGGCCUUGCUGUUCAGACACAGUCAAUGGCUGUUGUGUUAGACAUCCGUCGCACGCUGGAUAGACAUGAAUCCUACAUGAGACAACACGUUGAGUCCGAGUCGAACAAGGCGAUUUUUGGUUGGUUGAAUCCACCCGACGUCUGGGAAAGCCUGAAAAAUGCGCUGCAAAAACGACAGCCAGGUACCGGCGAAUGGCUAACGAAGACGCCCGAAUUCGAGUACUGGAAAAGAAAUCCGGGUAGCCUUUGGUUGUCCGGCAUGCCAGGAGCCGGAAAGACCAUCAUGAGCUCGACCAUAGUGACGUUUAUGCUGAGCGAAGCUCAAACAUCUGCGUCGGCUGUUGUCUACUCGUACUUCGAUUUCUCGAAUGAGUCGCAACAAGAAGCUCAAUCGUUUCUCCGGACAUGCAUCGCCCAACUUGCAGCAAAGAACCCUGCGGCUUACGAUAUUCUUGUCGGCCUCCGCAAUCGAUGCUCGGAAGCCCAAGGUCAACAGCCCAGACUUGAAGAGCUUCUUGCAGCAACAUUAGCAGCCCUGGGGUGCUUUUCCCAAGCGUUUGUUGUAGUCGAUGCGCUGGAUGAGUGUUCAGAACAUGGAAAGUUGCUGAACAUAGUCAAAGAGCUCCAGUCCGUACGCAAUCUUCACCUGGUCCUCCUGAGUCGCCCAGAACAGGAAAUCGAAAAGGCACUAUCAUCUUCCGCGAAAGAGUUGCCAUUGCGGGGCGCUGAGGUUGACCAAGAUAUUGCGGCCUACAUCCAAGAAAGAAUCCACCGUUCAGGUGAAAUGCAAGAAUGGACUGGGGAAGACAGGGAAAAAGUCGAGGCCCAGCUAACUGAAAUGGCCGGUGGGAUGUUCCGUUGGGUUCAAUGCCAGUUGGACUCUUUGGAGAAGUGCAUUGAUUCUAAUCAAGUUGACGAGACUCUAGCCUCUUUACCGCCCGACCUGCCGUCAACAUAUGAAAGAAUACUAGUUAAUCUGGAUGUCAAGUCGGCGGCGCGAGUUCGAGACGUCAUGGUAGCACUGGCCUUUGCUCGAAGACCUCUGCAGGUUGGCGAAGUCAUGGAUAUUGUCAGUAUAUCCAUCACCGACUACCCUCGAGCGAAGAAGAGUGGAAACACAGUCUACCUGAACCAGCUGCUGUCUCUCUGCUCCAGCAUGGUAUCGAUCUCCACGAGUGGAAGUGGCGAGAAGAAAAAGCAAGAAAUGCGGCUGGCGCAUGCCUCGGUCAAGGACUAUCUAGUCUCCAAACAGCUACGCAGCGGACCAGCAUCUGCAUUCUACACAACACCUAGCCAAGGACACCUCCUCAUGGCCGCCAAGAGUAUUGCAUGCCUGCUGAAUCAGAACGACGUCAGCGACUUUGGACCACAUACCUUGGAAGAGGUUCCAUUUCUACUGUACUCUGCUCUGAACUGGGUCCAUCACGCGAGGGAUGCGAAUCUGGAGACCAACCGUGGCAGCCUUGACGACUUGAUUUUUGCCUUGUUUCAUCGUGAUGGGGACGCUUACAUCAAUUGGCACCGCGUGACAGGCCGACAUGGGCCUGCAACACCAGUGGAGGGCUACGCGUGGGACAUACACAUUAGAGACGGCAGUAAACUGAUUGACGGCGGUCGACCAUGCCCCAAGGAACGACUGCUAAACGGCCACCAGAUUGAUCGUCCGCUCCACCACGCACUACAAUGGAACCUUUGGCGCGUCGUUCAGCGUCUUCUUGAUGCUGGCCAUGAUCCCAACGGUUACAGUAAAGGGAAUCGUGCUCCACUUCACUAUGGGGUACUUCAACGGGCUCUGGAGUCAAUGGAUCUUAUCCUUCAUCGGGGCGGGAAUGUUGACAUCGGUGACUGGAUUGGCGACACACCAGCCAUGUUCUGCGCUUACAAGGCUAAAGAUCCAGUGACGAUGGAGUGGUUGAUGGACCACGGCGCAAGUCUUUUCCCCGUCAGCAGGAGGUCCGGCAAUCUCUUGCAAUGCGCAGCUAUGGAGGGUGAUCCGGAUGUGUUGGAAGUGAUCUUGCGGAAAAAGCCGCUCAACGUAUCUCCGGACAUUGGAGUUGAUCACAAUUAUAACGAGAUCGCCGACCUUGCCACGCCACUUCAAUGUGCAGCGUAUGCGGGUAACUUGGCAUGCAUCGAGCUUUUGCUGAAGUACGGUGCCAACGUUAACUUGGCUAAAGGCAAAGUUGGGACAGCUCUUCAUGCUGCAGGUGCUUCGGGAAAUUUGGAGGCCUUUCAACUCCUGUUGGAGAGGGGUGCGGAUCCGAACGUCGUCAAUGGCCAAUACGGUAGUGUUCUUUGGGCUGCUGCGUAUGGUGGCGACCGUGAAUGCGUCCGCAUUUGUUUACAGCGGGGACUGUCCAUCGAUGAGUUGAGAACCAUCCGCCUCUUUCCCGAGAAGAAAUGGCUGGAUCUUUUUGACGAUGAAAGAGACAAGCUCAUGUCUGACAUCAUCAGAAAUGCAGGCGAUCGCUACUGCCGAGACAUCUUUGACGCUGCCCGUUCGGGGAUGACUUCGCGUGUCAAAGCAUAUCUCGAUGGCGCCGAGGACCGUAAGGCUGAACUGGAAAAGAAGCAUGAAAUACAUAUGCGAACGCCACUGAGCUGGGCGGCGGCUGGGGGUCAUAUCGAAACGGUGAAGUACUUGGCCAUGGAGGGCGCAAAUCUUAACGUAUGGGGAAGAGGCCUCGAGACGCCACUCGAAUUUGGCUGCCUUGCUGGUCGCUUGGAUAUGGUUAAGUGCUUGUUGGCUUUAGGGGCCAGAGCCGAGUUUCGGCAGGCGGGCAAAUAUCGAACAGCUGUAGUGUGUGCUGAGAUGAGUGGCAACAAGGAGCUGGUCGAGUUUUUGAAGGCAUUGGAGGAGGAUCGGACCGUGACGUUCGAGUUCGAGGGGCAGACCUAUGAGCAUGAUGGCGAUAAGGGUUACAAGCGAAAGCAGUAA
Colletotrichum lupini is the source of this 3324-nucleotide messenger RNA. RefSeq names its product pfs domain-containing protein. Gene Ontology annotation, molecular function: protein binding. The transcript is spliced from 3 exons. The record is from RefSeq and is a predicted model, not a curated record. Lineage: Eukaryota; Fungi; Ascomycota; Sordariomycetes; Glomerellales; Glomerellaceae. Bases 1 to 3324 code for a protein of 1107 amino acids.